AUGAUAUCCUGCGCCUUUGCAUUUCUCCUCCUGAUGAAGUGGAACGAAAUUUAUAGCAAGGAGUCCCUAGCAUCAGAACGACCUUCGAAACAAGUGCCAAACUUGAGGCGUUUGGUUCUUCUAGCCGAGGAAACUAAGCAAUCGUUCUAUGGCGAUUUUGAAACUCAGGACUACAAUGACUUUCCUAAAAUCAUUGGAGAGUACGAUAUAUUCAAGACAAAGGAGCAAGUGAGCCGUGAAAACACGAGAUUUCAGGCUUAUUGCUCUCCCACCUUGUCUUCCAUGCAAAUAGUCAAAUUUCAAUAUCCAAAGUUAAAUAAUCGUGCUCUGUCAUCAGAAAAUUGCUUGUCACAUAUUUAUACCGAAUUGGAAGGUGUUCAAAAGGGAGCUUCGUCACAGACACAGGUAAUCACUCAAAGUUCUAUCUGUUCAAAUAGCGAUAUUAUCGGCUUGGCUUUUCAGGGCGAUAUAUCAGUAUCCGGAGUCUACUACCCUUAUGCUCCAUCUAAUGGGCAGAAUGUCCCUCAAGUAGCUUUCAGUGGUCCGUUAGAUCUGCAAAAUUUAGUCCAGGAAGGCCAAAUCUACGCGGCAUGGGAGAAAUAUAAUUCACAGAUGGUGCUUGUCUGGUAUUUUGGUCAGCUCCAUCUUUUCAGGAGAGAUGGUAUAAAUAAAUUGUGGUGGCCUGUGACAGAGAUAGGCUCAACAGAACAUAAUGGUGCCAUUAUCAUAAACUUUUUGCGACAUAAUUUAGGAUUGUUCAAACAGUUGGAUCUGAAAAUCGAAAGUUCUCGUCCACAACGAAGUCUAUUUGACUAUUUUUGGCGGCCAUCACCCAGCGUCCAGCCUAAUAAGGAUAUAAGCACGAAUAAAUUAAUGGCCGAAGUUAUUUCCACGGAAUUUAAGAUACCGCGAAAAGUCUCGCUUAGUUAUUUAAGUUCUGAUCGUGGGAAAUGUUUCGACUCAAAGAGUAUAAAGCAGGCUAGCUUUUAA
Blumeria graminis f. sp. triticale is the source of this 990-nucleotide messenger RNA. NCBI's taxonomy places the organism in Eukaryota, Fungi, Ascomycota, Leotiomycetes, Helotiales, Erysiphaceae. The record is from the annotation of a GenBank genome assembly.